Coregonus sp. 'balchen' is the source of this 1430-nucleotide messenger RNA. The record is from the annotation of a GenBank genome assembly. Lineage: Eukaryota; Metazoa; Chordata; Actinopteri; Salmoniformes; Salmonidae.
CUGAUACUCACUUUAUUUUCGUUCCGGAUCUACAGGAGCAAAUAUGGCGGCAGAGGGAGAUGUGGAUUUGGACCUGGAAGCUGACGAGAACUGCACUGGAAAACCAGCAGAAAAGCCUCGGAAACAUGAUAGCGGGGCCGCUGAUUUGGAGAGAGUCACCGAUUAUGCCGAGGAGAAGGAAAUCUCAAGCUCCGAUCUUGAAACGGUGAGGCUGGGCCAAGCACGCGGGGCGACGAUGGGUGCCCACAUUACAGUAGUAUGAUAGCGAGGUAUGUUGGUUUGCUAGCUAGCUUAUGCUAACAACAGGCCUAACUGCGUACAGUGAAGAAUGGCAACAAUCUUUGCCCAAACCAUGUUGUUGUGAAAGUGUUACCGUAAUCAACUCACAAACGCGUAAUUUCACGUUAGCACGUGCUGUUCAACCAAGUUACCCCAGAACAGAACAGGCGCUGUACUUCCCAUGACAGGGUAGGGCUUCUGUCUAUUCAGCGAACGUUAGCCUAUGGCUACUUCUAUGUUUUUAUGCUGUACAGAAUUGAUACUCUUCCAACCUGUUUUUGGAGUACUAGUUACUGACUCGUCAGUACUGUCAUAAUAAUAUGAUCCCUUUGACGAUCUGAUAAUGUCUGUAUGUCCUGUUUCAGGCUAUGUCAGUGAUUGGAGACAGGAGAUCAAGAGAACAGAAAGCCAAACAGGAUAGGUGAGUCACUGUUCCUUUGUCAGAUUUUCAUUCAACAACCACUGAUCUGUCAAUUGAGUACACUAAUGGCUUGUCUGGGGUUAUGAUUUCAGAGAAAAGGAACUGGCUAAAGUCACUAUAAAGAAAGAGGACGUAGAACUCAUUGUAAGUAUCCCCCCAGAUAUUUUUCUUGUUUAAAUGUGUCAGUCACAACCCUCAUCUAAAGUUAAAUGGUCUUUGCAUCACAAAAGCAUUUCAUCAAAUUAGUCCUUAAACUCUAGUUCUAUUAUGGGGUGUUAAUAAAAACCUAUGCUUCAGAGAUACAUUCAUAGAUUGUAUGAAUGUCUCAAGCUUUUUCUCCUAUCAAUACAACUACCCAUUCUGAUGUCCCGCCCCUCAACUGUCUAUCCACAGAUGGGCGAGAUGGAGAUUUCCCGAGGAGUGGCCGAGCGCAGUCUGAGAGAACACAUGGGGAACGUGGUAGAGGCUCUGAUUGACCUGUCAAACUAACUGACCCCAGAGCAGCUUUAUGCAGCAGCAUUGGACACUGGACUGCUUCCUAGCCUGACCGUAUUCAUUGACUCCAUUCCAUGGCUCAAAUCAGACAUUGUCAACUGAAAUAAAACAUUGCAUUUCUUUGUAUAUUCUUCAACAAUACUUAAAAUUGAUUAGUCUUGUUUACUUUUUCAACCACAUGUUUUUGAUUUAUAAUAAAUGUGGAAUGAAAUAAAACCAAUGGAUGAAAUUGCAA